UAGUACUUCCGGUCUGUAUAUUUUCCGAAGGAGCGCAGAUUUUGAGUUUGUUUAAUGUGGAUGAUGUCAUUUGGUCUUCAACCAUGAGUGAUGUUGCCAUAGAAACUGGAAGCAUCAUGGAGGAUAACAAAACGACAAUGACGACGACAACAUCUGAGACAACAGAAUCCACAAAUAAUGACAAUAGUGAUUCAAGCUAUUUAAGUUUUUCCAACCCAAAUUAUCAAUUUGAAGACUGCUUAAACUCUAAUAAUAACAACAACCUUGAGACAAGCUCCUUAAACGACACAAGUGAUUCCACAGAGAAAAAAGAUCGUAAGAAAUAUGCAAAUUUAGAUUUGUCUGAUCUGGGUAUUCCGUCUAGUCCCUCAUCUCUCACUAGUCCCGGUACACCGAGUCGAAAUCUUGUUCUUCAUAAACUUAACUCUCCUUUUAGUGAGGGAGAAAAUAGCGAGGAUGAGAGUUUUGAGAAUUGUUUGGAAGAAGAUCUGUCAGAGAAGGACCUGUUAUCGGAUAAAACGGACAUCCGGAAAGCAGUGUCAUACCGUUUGAAUGAACAGCCCAGUAGUUUUCUCGGAUAUUACAGUAUGUUGGAAGCGAAGGCGAGGGAAUCGGCAGCCACUAAUAUCGAUGCUCCAGACAGCAAUGACGACGAUGACUUUGAAUUAACGGAAGAAGAGGAGACAACUCCGAUGAUGAUCAGUUCUAUUAGUAAAAAAUUUGGUGACAGUCUAGGAAUUAACUCCCCUGAUUCUAAUGAUAGCGGGAUCCAAUCAGAUUCAAGAUCUGAAGCUGGAACACCUCAUACUAAUGGAGAUGCUGAAGCCAAUAAAAAAUCAGAAGAAAAGUCUGCUGUUAAACAGGAAGAAGAGGUUAAGGAAACAACAGAAGAAGAUAAAACUGAUGGUGAAGAAAAAUUACCAACUGGCUGGGAGAAAUAUGAAGAUGAAGAUGGACCAUAUUAUUGGCAUAUUAAAAGUGGAACAAUACAGAGAGAGUUACCUUCCCCUUCUCAGGGUGAUUCACUUCGUUCAGCCCUAACUAAUGAUGUGAGUAACCAUAGUCUGAGUUCUCUCCCUUCUACACCAACCAGUAUCUCCUCCAAUACAGAAGAACAUUUACAGGAGUUUGAAGGCCAUGCUCUUCAAUAUGCUGCCAAAUCUCUUCAAUCACUGUGCUCUCAACCGCCAUGUCAACAAGUUAAAACAGAUCAUGUGACAGGCGAGAAACCAAUCAGAUACGCUGUUAGGUCAUUGGGUUGGGUCAGUAUUGCGGAAGAGGAUCUAACACCAGAGCGUAGUAGUAAGGCUGUCAAUAAAUGCAUUGUAGAUCUAUCUCUAGGACGUAAUGAUAUUAACGAUGUUGUUGGCAGAUGGGGAGAUGGGAAAGAUUUGUUUAUGGAUUUGGAUUCAAAGAGUUUACGUCUGGUAGAUACACAGGAUUUUAGUGUUCUUAACUCUCAGUCUAUUCAUUCCAUUAGAGUUUGGGGUGUCGGUCGUGAUAAUGGAAGAGAUUUUGCAUAUGUUGCCCGUGACAAGAUGUCUAGACGUCACAUGUGUCAUGUGUUCCGCUGUGACAACCCGGCUCGUCAGAUCGCCAAUACAUUACGCGAUAUUUGUAAGAAGAUCAUGUUGGAACGUACACUACAGCAGACGACGAUGAAGUUAAACAGGCCCACCGAUUUACCCAAUCUAGAGAAAAUGGGCCAGCCGAACGGAGGUCAGAAAAUGUAUCAAUCUGUGAAUUUUCCUACUCCUAUGGAGGAACCCAAAAAAUCCAUUCGCUGUCAUUAUCUAGGAACUGAAAUAGUGCCCAGAGCAACAGGUAUGGAGAUAUUAAACGUGGCUGUAAAUAGAGUGUACGAUCGUAUCCCACCAGAAAGAUGGCAUUUUGUUAACGUCUCUAUCGCACCAUCAACUAUUACAAUUGCAGAGAACGGAAAUCCUGAGAACAAGAUAGAUGAAAUACGUGUGAGGUUUUUAUCUUUCAUGGGCAUAGCCAUGUCAAAUGUCAAAUUAUGUGCAUUUGUUGUUCAUACAGCAGAGAAUCUGUUUGUAGCACAUGUAUUUCACUGUGAACCAUCAGCUGGUCCUCUAUGUAAAACUAUAGAAGCUGCUUGUAAGUUGAGAUACCAGAAGUGUAUGGAUGCUCAUCCACAAAGUCCUAAAACACCACCUAGUCAAGGAAAGACCACGACACAGGCUCUGUUACCAGCCAGUUUUAAAACAACAGUCAAAGCAGGGGUCACUGCUGGUGUUCAAGGGGUCAAGGCAGGAGUUCAAGGGGUCAAGGCUGGUGUUCAAGGGGUCACAAAUUUAUUAUCUAGCUUUAAAAGCAAGAGAACUGGUCAGUUAUGAGAUUAUCCUAGUCAUUGAAGAAUAGCCUACGAUCAGUAAUGUGUUCAAUAGCUCAGCUCACCUCACCCAAAUAAUAAAUGGAGAAAAAAGGAUAACCUUUAUAAAGGGGAGAGAACUCAAGUGAAUAAGGCAGACAUCUCACCAGAAUAAGGGGAGCCGGCAUACUCCUGGUUUAAAGGGUGACUCUUCAUUUUAUCAUGGACCUUAUAAUACCCCAUGAUUUUAUAAAGAGCUUUUUGAAAAAGACGCAAUCUAUUUAUAGUAAUUGGUACUGUAAUUUUAGCCAAGCUUUUAAAUAUUUGACAAUGAUGUAGAUAAUGUUACAAUGUAUUUUAUUUUAGGAUGGUUUAUUAGAACUUGUGUUCUGGUCACAUGAUUUUGAAAAUAAAAUAUAAUCCAGGUUACUCAAAUUUAACCACUUUACAAUCCAAAAACUAAUUGCACACACAAAAUAUGAGUUUUCAAGACUUUAUUUAAUCACUGAUGUAAACCAAUUAGCUAAUAUCGAUGUUUAGAAUUUGAUAGAAAUUUGUAAAAUUUAAGCCGAGUUUGUACACAGCUUUGAAAAAUAUAUAUUUCAAUAAAGGCUGCAAUAAUAGAAGGUUAGCGCAACCAUGUUAUAAUGUAAGUCAUAUGUCCAGCUAUAUAGAUCUUGAUCUUUCUCUGCUGUUACAAUACCUUCCCUUGGUAAUUCUUGUAAUGAGAUAGUUCUGAUUGGUCCCAGACUGGAAAUACAAUUGAUAUUUAAUCUCGGUCAUCUAAUAACAAAUAACAUUCAUCCUCACCUGGGUGCCCAAAUGAUUUAAUGCAGGCACUUGUGAUCGUAAAUCUGUCAUUACUGAAAGUGUCAGGAUUUUGAUCCUGCAUUUGUAUUUGUCAGGAAGUAAGAUCUCCAGUCUAACCUCAUGGGUUUAUCCCAGUUCUCUGUUUUCUUCCCACAGUCUCAAAAUGACCUAAUAAACUCCUCCUUCCCCUGCCCCUCUCUGUCUCACCCUCCCUCCCUCCCUAUCCAUUCUUACUAAGGGAAGCUGAUUGAACAAGUAGAAGGGAAGGAUCAAUAUGUAAAUUAACAGUGUAAGAUAUUAGUGUAGCUGAAAUGAAAGUUGUUCUGAGAGACAGUACUAAAUUAACAAGAAAUCAGUUACAAUGUUAUACUAGUAUUUACAUUAGAAAUUGUUGAUAUCAUUGGUAUUACUAUCUAGCUUGAUGUAGCUUUUAAUUUGUCAAUGAGGAAAUUAUUAAUGAACUAUUGGCUCAAGGUUAAUUUAAUUAGAUCACCUAUUUUUAACUGAAAAUAUAUAUUUCUUAUAAUAAAAUUAUGGACUCACGCAGUGAUCAGUACCAUACGUUCACAAUAAAUAAAAUCACAAAGAAAUCCUAUCCUGUCAAAUUAAAUUUGAUAAUAUAUCAUCAAUAUAGUAAUUGUUUAACAUGUAAAGGAAUCAGUUGCUUUGGAUUUCCUAAUAGGAAAUCAAUGCAGAUCAGAUUUCCAUUUUAGUUUAGAUGGCUUUAGAAGAGGGAUAGUCUCACAAAUAAUAUAAAUGUGAAUACUCAGAACCACUGCAUUUAAGUGUAACAAUAAUGUGUUAUAAUCAGUUAUAUAAUAUGUAAUAUUUAUUGAUUCCGUCAAAUUAUGUUUUAUCUUGUGUUCUGUAUAUGUGUAUAUAUAUAUAAAAUUGUGAUUUCUCAAUCUUAAUUACUUGUAAGCUUUUGCUACUUUUACUUUUGCUACUUUCACUUUUCAUGCUUAUCAAUCAAAACCAUUUUACUUUUUAAGACCCGUCAAUAUUAACAUUUUAGGAGGAAGUUUGGUUGUAUCAUUUUAGUAUAAAAAGUAAUGCUUCUUUCCAUGCAAAGAUUCCUUGCAUAUUGAAUCAAAAUUAUGUUACCAGGCUUGCAUGUAUAUAUACUAGUUAUCUGAAUUUACUGUUUUAAAAGUUUGCCCCAUCGUUACUAUAGCAACCGAAUGUAAAUAUGUUAGUGAUAAAUGUAUGAUUGUUAUUAUUUUAUGUGAUUUUAGUGAUCAUCUUGCCUGCCAUACACAUGUAUAUUAAUUAUUAUACUUUAGUGCUCAAAGGUCAAGGACAUUGUUCAGCCAUGACCUUUGACCUUAAGUUAUAGGUCAAGCUUUAUGUACCCUGUAUAAUAAAGAGAAAAGUAGUGCUAGAUGCAGCUUUAUUUAGCAACAACAGUGAACAGGAUCUGUAAAAAGGUUAAUGAUUGUAAUAUUUUAUUGCAUAAUUUCAAUUUUUAGUAAUGAAUAGUUCUUUUUGAUUGAUAUGAUUAUUUAAAUGGGAUGUGUCAUUCUGAAGGUUGUUGAUAAUUCCUUAGUAUUAACAAAUUAAAAACCUCCUACGAAUAAAAAAACAAAUAAAAGAAGCGUACAAAAGUAGCCUAUUCCAGAAGUAGGGUGGUCAUUGUAGUCUUGCUUGUUCAUUCAAUAAAUAUGAUCUAAACAACACUGAACAAAUUUCUUUCAUGCAUAGCAGGAAUAGACUGGUUGACAGAGAGAAUUGUAUAGUCUCGAAUCGCCAGACCUGUAAUUGAGGCAACCAAAUUAUUCAGCUAAAUAUUAAUGGGAAUACAUAUAGUAUGCAUUGCAUGGAUAUAUCUCUGCAGGUAUGGCUUAUUGCAUGGAUAUCUGCAGGUAUGAUUUCUACAUAAUAUUGCUUUAUGUUACAGAUCGCUUUUAAAUUUUAACAGGACCACCCUACCAGAAGUUUUGUAUUUAUUUAGACCAAAUUUGGGUAUUUUAAAAAAAUCUUCUUUUCUUCUUAAUGAAAUGAAAUCUAAAGUGAAUCUUGCUAUGUAAAAAAUAUAUCUCAUUUAAACACAUAUCAUAAUUUAUGUUUCCAAUAUUAUUUUAUAAGUUAUUUGUAUUAAACAUUUUGAAUUUGCAUAAUUUCAAGUUUAAAGUGAUUUUUAUUUUGUUUUUCAAUCGGAUAUUAUUUUGUAUUUUACAUUAAAGAAAUGAUUUUACUUAUAUUGUAUUUGAUAAUAAAGGGCUCUGAUUGUUUUACUUGUUGGACUAAGUUCUGGCACAAGAUGACAUUUCUGAAAUCAGGCAACAUGUGAAAAGGGUCAAAAUUUUUGGGGAAACUUAAAUUAACUGGAGGGAAGGGGAUAAUAGUUAUGGCAAAUCCGGUAAAUUAUUCACGAAAUCUUAUUAUAAAGAUAAUUUAAAUAUUUUGCUUUUUUAUCGCCUGAAAGUUACUUUAAUAUAAAUAUACAUCUGAGAUAUUAGCCAAUGACCAAGCGGUAUUAGUAAUGCAAAAAUUCCAUUAAGAAAUUAUAGAGAAAUGUUUAACGUAUAUAAGUGAAUAUACCCUAGUGAUUUUUAGACAUAUUUUACAUUAAGUAAUGUGUUUUUAUACGCCCACAUUGAAAUGUGGUCGUAUAUUGUCGUCGCCCCCAUCCGUCGUCCACAAUUGCUUGUGGACGCUCUAGAGGCUAAAGUUAAUAUCCGAUUGACUUUAAAUUUAUAUACAGUGUUUAAGGCCAUGAGACGAAGAAGCCUAUUGAUUUUCAGCGAUUUCCGAUAAUUACUGCCAGAGUUAUGGCCCUUGAUCACUUCAAAAAAUCUUGUGGACGCUCUAGAGGCCAAAGUUAAUAUCCGAUUGACUUUAAAUUUAUACACAGUGUUUAAGGUCAUGAGAUGAAGAAGCCUAUUGAUUUUCGGCGAUUUCCGAUAAUUACUGCCAGAGUUAUGGCCCUUGAUCACUUUAAAAAAUCUUGUGGACGCUCUAGAGGAUAAAGUUAAUAUCCGAUUGACUUUAAAUUUAUACACAGUGUUUGAGGUCAUGAGGCGAAGAAGCCUAUUGAUUUUUAGCGAUUUCCGAUAAUUACUGCCAGAUUUAUGCCCCUUGAUCACUUCAAAAAAUCUUGUGGACGCUCUAGAGGCCAAAGUUAAUAUCGGAUUGACUUUAAAUUUAUACACAGUGCUUAAGGUCAUGAGACGAAGAAUCCUUUUGAUUUUCAGCAAUUUACGAUAAUUACUGCCAGAGUUAUGGCCCUUGAUUAUUUUGAAAAACCUUGUGGACACUCUAGAGUCUAAAGUUAAUAUCCGAUUGACUUUAAAUUUUAUACACAGUGUUUAAGAUCAUGAGACGAAUAAGUGUAGUCAUUUUCAGUGAUUCUCGAUAAUUACUGCCAGAGUUAUGGCCCUUGAUCACUUCAAAAAACCUUGUGGAUGCUCUAAAGGCUAAAGUUAAUAUCUGAUUGACUUUAAAUUUAUACACAGUGUUUGAGGUCACAAGGUGAAUAAUCCUAUUGAUUUUCAAAGAUUUCUGAUAAUUACUGCCAAAGUUAUGGCCCUUGAUCACUUUGAAAAAUCUUGUGGACGCUCUAGAGGCCAAAGUUAAUAUCCGAUUGACUUCAGAUUGAUACACAGAGUUUAAGAUCUUGAGACAAACAAGUAUAUUGAUUUUCAAUGAAUUUUUAUGACUUGGAAUACAUGAUACAGUAUUAAAAGUUUUGUAUACAAAAUGUUAGCAUGGGGCAGAACUUUAUAAAAACCAAACAAAUUCUAAUGGUUUUCUGAGUUGUUGCUCUUAAUCAGAUUUUAGUGUAUUUUAAAUGUUUCAUUACCGAAAAAAGUAAAAAUAUGCGACAACUCUUGUUGACUGCCCGGACGAUUUAGCUGCUGUGGGCGUAUGCUUUGUUGCCUGGCAACCUAUCUUUAUGCUUGUAUUUAUUUUUCAUAUUGUUUACCUUGUAGGAUAUCUAAUUUUAUUUUUUAAUCACCAUCGGAAGAAAAGUUAUUAUUAUUAAUUACAAUUUUUGGAUGAAAUUUUAUUAAUUACAAUUUUGGAAGAAAUGUUAUUGAUUACAAUUUUUGGAAGAAAUUUUAUUAAUUACAGCUUUUUGUAUUAAAUAAUUAUUGUUACUUCAUGUCAUACAAUGUAUAUUUAAGUGAAAUACGACUUGAUUUCAUUUUAGAAUCAGUCAAAUUCAAAGUAGAUCAUUAUUUCUUUAGAGUGGAAUUUGGUGGUCCAGAGGCCUAAUAUGUAUGCUUUAGCAGCUUUAGAUCAUAAGGUCUGUUAAUGAGUCAACUGGCAUAGUUUCUGUCUGAAGCCUGGGUGUGACAAUGAGUUGGCUCACCUUCCCAACCUUUUGGAUUUCCUAUCUGUCCUUCGUGCAAGUGCAUUGUUUUUGGUCCUGAAAUAAUAUAGCUAGUUUGUGUUAAAAAGAUGUUAAUCCCAAUUUCUCAAUCAAUUUCUUUACAAAUUAGAUAUUUUAUUAGUCAAACUACUUCUUUAUAAGUUGUCUGUUUCUUAAUCAUUUGCCAAGUUCAAAUGCAAAACGUCACACCCGGCACUAACUUUUUAAAGAUGUUAUUCGAUUUUUAAUAUAAGUAUUAAGACAUAAUAUCUGUGAAAAAUAUAAAGAAAGAAUGAUCUAAUUUUUUUAUUAGCCUGAUUUUAAAAGAAAAGACAAACACAACAAUCCCAAACUUGUUAGCUAAAAAUAUUUUAAAACUUUUACUUACAAGAUGUUGUAUAUUUAGAUAUAUUUAGCUUAUGAAAAUAUAUUCCAGCACUGUAGUUUAGCUUAUCAAAGUAUCACACAUUUUUGUAGAACAAUAUUAAUACUUACACCAUAUUAUAUCCAUUCAAUUUCAAGGGAGGAGAAGAUACUCGCCUCAAAUAUAUUAAUAUUUCAUUGGGAGUUACUUUCCCUUUAAAUAACAAUAUUUUAUUGUCAAAUGAAAAGCUUAUAGUGUUGGACCUGCAUUGGGUUGUCAUUAAUCACGUGACCUAAAUUGCUUUAAAUCUUGAUUGAUGAAAAGAAAAGAAGAGUAUAAUACACAGACAUAA
Patella vulgata (common limpet) is the source of this 8173-nucleotide messenger RNA. Its product is annotated as protein Fe65 homolog. Gene Ontology annotation, molecular function: transcription factor binding; amyloid-beta binding. Bases 84 to 2357 code for a protein of 757 amino acids. The transcript has 17 exons. The record is from RefSeq and is a predicted model, not a curated record. NCBI's taxonomy places the organism in Eukaryota, Metazoa, Mollusca, Gastropoda, Patellidae. Gene Ontology annotation, cellular component: nucleus; cytoplasm. Gene Ontology annotation, biological process: regulation of DNA-templated transcription.